UCAUAGUAAUCGACAACCGAUAGGACGCGCGUGUUUUUUUUGCCGGUGUCCGUAUAUGUGUUUUUUUUAAGGAUAAUUUUGAUUUAAACUAUAAUUCAAGAUGAACAGCCACACAAAUAUGAGUUAUAGAGAAGUCAUACCGAAAAACAUGAAUCCAGAGGAAUGGAUAGAAGUCGAAAUAAAUACAGGCACACAAAGUACGUUGCAGGACAUAAAGACAUUCGGAAAGUCAGGAAGCCUGUGCUACGAUUGUCACGCAAACAGCCAAAACAGGAAUCGUUUCAUUUACUGGCGUACAUAUCAAGAUGUCUUGGAGCUGUCAGAGGUUAGCCUGGAUAUUACAUUGCUGCGAAACCAUCUGCGUCUACGCUUUACGGACUCCGCCGUGCUAAAUGUCUCGCUGUCCGAGCAGGCAAAUAGCGUCACAUUGUUAGUGGUCACAGUUAGCAGCGUGCAUCGAAUUCUGUUCCCAUUACGAGGCGAUCCAUCAUUAAGCGCAACAGCAGGAGGCGAUUCGCAAACACAUUCAAUAUUUUACGAUGCGAAUGAAAAACUGAAGGAUCGCAGCAUGUUGUAUGUGCUGGAUGGGACCAUGGCAAUAAGUGUGCCGCAUCUCGCAUCUUCCGAGAUGUGUGAAGAUAGCGAGGAGGCAUAUUUUGCGGUCGACAACCAUUCAAAACUAAUGCUUUACAUUAUGAACUGUCGCACUGGACAUACGAUUUCGCAUGAGGUGAAGGAGCCCAAUUUAAUGCCACGUUUCUUAUCCAACUUAAAAGGCGCUAUAACUGGACGAGGUGAAAACUUGGAGGCAGCCAUUUCCAUGGCAUUCAGUCGCAUCGAGGGCGAGAUGUAUCUCCUGGUGCUCUACCGGGAUAAUAAGCUACGGUUGUGGUCAGUGGCCAAUUUUCAAUGCGUUGCCCUACUUAGCUGUGAAGAAUCUGAAGGACCUCAGGGUCCGCAAAAUAGUUUACUGCGUAAAAUAGAUGAUCACAAUUUUUGUGUAUUUUUGUCGCAUGAAAAGGACGCUGAAUUCGUCUGCCUUAGCAUUGCACGCAAUGUAAGCGAUGUGAACACAAAAACUAUAAGCAUGACCGUGCAUCAUAAGGUUACUGCUCCUCAAAUGGAUCUGGCUGAUUUCGAUGCAACGUCCUCACUCAUUUGGACGCUGUGGAGCAAUUCAGAGGGUGAUUUCAAUGUGUCGGCGUUUUUCAUGGGCACCACGAAUAUUCAUUGGGUAUCGGCUGCAUUGGAGCCACCACCGGACAGGUAUUGCUUGACCAUUGAACAGGGUGUCGAUCCACGCGAGGCGCACUGCUCCUAUAUAUUUCAUCCCGGCCGAUUUGAUCGUAAUGUGAUUGCCAAGGCACUUUAUAUGUUCAGACGCGUCAACAUGCAAUUCGAUGUGAAGCAACUGACAAUGGCCAUGCUUAAGGAGCAGGUGUGUCAGGCUGUCGAAGAUGAGAUACAAAAUGAGUUGAAAGACUUCGAUGUGAGCGACGAGGAGUAUUUAGAGAUUGCAAACAAACUCUGGGAACGCUUCUACUCUUGCUGUGAGCAGUAUCAUAUUAAGUUCUCUGAGCCCACGGGCCUGGCCGUUCUCGGCGACAUGAAUGCUGUUUGCAUUGUGAGGAGACAAUCAUUUGCUUUGCUUCGGCCAUGUGAAAUGCUGGAACACCUUAUGAUUCUCGGUGAGCACGAAGAACAAGUGGCUGCAUUUGUUGCACCUUUUUGCCGCAAUGACUCCAAUAUGGCUGUGGGAUUCAUUGACGUAAUGACCAUCAUCAGUCAGUUGGAAAAGUUUCUACCCGGACAUAUUAAAAUGAAUAUUGAUCAGAAAUUGUACCAGCGGGAUACAAGCCUGAUUAACAAACUGCUAAUGCGAAUCACCGGAGGCGAUGAAGACGCUAAUGGAUUUACGUUGUCAAGCCAAUGUGUGAUUGAUAUCCAGAGAAAGCUAAGGACAAUAGUAGACCUUGAUGCGGCCAUAAAUAUGCUACUCGAUUUCCUUGCAAUUGUAGACCAAGACGCAGAUCAAGAUCCCACAGGUGGCCCUACAAAGUCGACGCGCUUUCUGCAAUCAACUGGAGCAUUGUUUGGCAGCGAAUAUGGCAUUUCCAUUCUAGCCGAGUCAGUCAAGCAAAUGGCAAUGAUACGCUUUGCUGUGUGCCGCAAUCUUUUAAUUUUACAAUACAUAAUCCAUCGAUCAGCUGCGGCUGAGCAGUACUCAGUCGUUACCAAUAUUAAUUUCUUGAACUCCUAUUAUACACUCGUGUGGAUCUGUGAAACACCGAUUUCCCUCAAUGCGCCAGUUAAUUUUGAGGUCUCAAUACAGCGUCUGUUUCGAGCACAACUCUUUAGUGGUUAUACGCGACCUUAUUCAAGUCAAAUGCGUUUAAAUAGUCAGACAACUUUGCUGUGCUUGUUUCUGCAAUCAAAGGGUUUGUUUAGUGCUCUUUCAAUGCUGCUAAAGGAUCAGAAUCAGUUGGAGGAUCAAUUAUCAAUGCGACAGACGCUGCUACAGCUGGUUGGAUUUGUCAAUCAGAUGCUUUGGCCCGAUGCUUGGAAUGAUGUAUUCCCUGAGUGGCUUUUUGGAACUUGCCAUCACAUUAUUAUUCAGGACUAUGUGCGCCUAUUGUCUGGCUGGUGCACCGAGAAAACUGAUUCACGCCGAUUUAUGUUGGCCGUUUCUCAACUGGAUUGUGGGGAACCGAUAAAAGCGAUUCAUCUCUUUAAACAAGUUGCCGACAGCGUGCUAAAGGAACCAUUUUUAUUUGAGCAAGUGCUGAAAAACACACCGCUCUAUUCUAAGCUUGCAAGCAUUUUUAACCAGCCGGACAGUAAGCCAACAGAAGAGGAUGCCAAAAAUGCUUUUGUGCAUUAUUAUCUGAAAGUUAUACAAUUAUUCGAGCAGAAUUCGGCAUCGGAUUAUAUCAUUCAAUUGGCUGAAAGUGCAAUGAGCAAACUGGAUGUCGAGGACCCACAGUUGCCCAUGUUUCAAUCGAUAGUAUUUAACAAUCAUUUGCAACUGGGCCAUUAUGAGGAAGCCUAUCACGCUCUGGCCAAUAAUGCUGAUACGUCGCGACGCAAGGAUUGCCUGCGUCAAUUGGUCAUAAUGUUGUUUCAGUGCAAUCGAUUCGAUCUGCUCAUGGAGCCGCCGUAUGAAAAUAACUUGCAAGACGAGUUCGAGAGCAUUGUGGAAUGUCGCGCUCGUUCCCUGAGCAUCGAUCAGAAUGAAGUCUAUAAUUUUCUGUAUGCAUUCAAUGCCAAAAAAGGAAAUAUGCGCAAAGCUGCCACUGUUAUGUACGAACAAGCGAUGCGCCUCCAGGUAGACAGCGAAUCGCCCGAUGCUCUGCAGAAGCGCUUCAACUCACUGCUGGUUUGCGUUAAUUGCUUGUAUUUGGUCGAUGAGCGAUAUAGAUGGAUUGCAAAGCCCACAAUUGGUGACGAGAAAAUUGUCAUCGACCAGGAGGAUCAAGCGGAUGAACUUACUAGCCAAGAAGUCGUUGUACUCGAACUAGUCGAUAUACGACGUGAACUGCUGCACGCAGAGGCGCUGAGGGAACUGUCUCACCAUCGCAAAGAUAUAAGUGCCUAUAAGCUGACAGAUGCUAAAGAACUUUCCUACCUUUUGGCCACCUGCGGCCUGUAUACAGCGGCACUAAAGCUUGCUCGCGGAAAUAAUUUCUCUAUGCUGCCAAUAUUUGAAAGCCUGACAGCUGCAUGCGUAAGCAUCACAGAGGAGAAAUCUAAGGAUGCUUGGGCUUGGCUGCAAAUCAAUGAUUUGGCAGAUCUUCCACAUCGCAACAAUGCAGCGCACAUGGCUUGGUCAUUGCUGCAGAAGUUGAUUGUUGACCAUGAGCUCAAUGAAACAACUUCAAUACGCAAGAGCGUUGUUAACCGAAUACUAACAUUGAGUGCAACUGUGCCACAAUGGUUGCACAAUUCCUACAAAUUGGCCAACACACGGGAGCUGCUCCAUCUCUAUGUUAAGCACAACCAUUUGCUCGAUGCCGCCGAUUUGGCAUGUGAAAUGAUUGGCGGCAUGCUGGGCGCAGGCAGUGAAUACUUUGAUUUCAAGCAUUCGGUGAAUGUUGCAAGUCCACAACUCGCAUUUCCCGUCCAUACAAUUGAUCUGCUGUUGCAUGGCCUGAAAGUCAAUGGUGUCAAGCACACUGAAUACGAAAUGAUGCGUAUCAAGCUGGAGGACGAAGUCGCAAGAUACGUUGAGACUGUGCAGCGCACAACAGAGGACAAAAUGAAAUUAGCCAUACUCAAGGAAAGGGAAAACAAACAACAACAGCAACAACAGUUCGAUUAGGCGCUUUUCAUUUAUUAUUGUGUAGGCUCAUUAAAAAAACAAAUAAACUAAUAUAUUUUUAUCAAUGUAAGAGCAGCU
This is a messenger RNA of Drosophila grimshawi, 4396 nucleotides long. RefSeq names its product nuclear pore complex protein Nup160 homolog (gene Nup160). The record is from RefSeq and is a predicted model, not a curated record. Gene Ontology annotation, molecular function: structural constituent of nuclear pore. Gene Ontology annotation, cellular component: nuclear pore. NCBI's taxonomy places the organism in Eukaryota, Metazoa, Arthropoda, Insecta, Diptera, Drosophilidae. The transcript is spliced from 14 exons. The coding region runs from base 101 to 4318 and encodes 1405 amino acids.